ACUUUCUCAUUGUAAUUCAUAUUUGUGAGGAUGGAAAGUUUUGGUGUCGUGAUGAUGGGGCCCUUUUCAUCUUACCUGGAAGAAGAGCUCGACAAGAAAUUCAAGCUUUUCAGAUGCUGGAAAUCCCCUAACAAGAAGGAGUUUCUCAAAGAAAAUUCGAAUUCCAUUACAGCUUUAGUUGCUGGUGGUGUUGGGGCUGACUCGGAGACGAUCGAUUUGUUGCCGAAAUUGGAGAUUGUCUCCAGUUUCAGCGUUGGUUUGGAUAAAGUCGAUUUGUUAAAGUGUAAAGAGAAGGGUAUUAGGGUUACCAAUACCCCUGAUGUGCUCAACGAAGAUGUCGCUGAUUUAGCGAUUGCAUUGAUUCUAAACACGUUGAGGAAGAUUUGCGAGUCUGAUCGUUAUGUGAGGAGUGGGUUGUGGACCAAAGGGAGUUACAAAUUAACCACUAAGUUCAGUGGCAAAUCAGUUGGCAUUUUGGGGAUGGGAAGGAUUGGUUCUGCAAUUGCAAAAAGAGCUGAAGCAUUUGGCUGCCCGAUCAGUUACUGCUCCAGAUCAGAGAAACCAAAUUUAAACUACAAGUACUAUCCUAGUGUUUUGGAAUUGGCAAAGAACUGUCAAGUACUUGUGAUUGUUUGCCCUUUGACAAAAGAAACAUACCAUAUAGUCAACCGUGAAGUGAUUGAAGCUGUGGGUCCAAAUGGCAUUAUUGUUAACGUCGGGCGUGGUCCUCACGUUGAUGAACCGGAGCUUGUAUCUGCACUGGUUGAAGGCCGACUGGGUGGGGCUGGGCUCGAUGUAUUCGAAAAUGAGCCUCAUGCACCCGAGCAAUUGUUUGGGCUCGACAAUGUGGUACUCUUGCCUCAUGUGGGAAGUGGAACAUUGGAAACCCGCAAGGAUAUGGCAGAUCUUGUGAUUGGAAACUUGGAAGCCCACUUUCUGAAGAAGCCGCUGUUAUCCCCCGUGGUUUGAUCCUGAUUGGGUAGUUUGAAUAAAUGAUUGAUUCAAAUUUGGGAUUGCAGGCUUUGCAGCCUGUGUUUCCUAAGAAGAACUCUCAAUUCUGUAGAUUUUUCUUU
Molecule: messenger RNA, 1073 nt
Organism: Telopea speciosissima
Lineage: Eukaryota; Viridiplantae; Streptophyta; Magnoliopsida; Proteales; Proteaceae
Product: glyoxylate/hydroxypyruvate/pyruvate reductase 2KGR-like
Exons: 2
Coding region: 31-969 (312 amino acids)
Cellular component (GO): cytosol
Molecular function (GO): NAD binding; hydroxypyruvate reductase [NAD(P)H] activity; glyoxylate reductase (NADPH) activity
Source: RefSeq, a predicted model, not a curated record